This is a messenger RNA of Neospora caninum, 768 nucleotides long. RefSeq names its product putative 16S pseudouridylate synthase. The record is from RefSeq and is a predicted model, not a curated record. Gene Ontology annotation, biological process: pseudouridine synthesis. The transcript has 4 exons. Gene Ontology annotation, molecular function: pseudouridine synthase activity; RNA binding. Lineage: Eukaryota; Apicomplexa; Conoidasida; Eucoccidiorida; Sarcocystidae. Bases 1 to 768 code for a protein of 255 amino acids.
AUGGACACCCGCCUCACGGUGCUUCUGAACAAACCGAUGCACUACCUCUCUUGCCAAGUCGAUCGGCAGAUGGGAGGCGGUCGCGGCAAGCCUCUGUGUCGCCAGCUCCUCGUUCCCGAGCGUCGCUGGGAAGCACCCAGCCAAGGCGAGAGACGGCGCGAGGUCAAACGCAACUUGUCUCCUGCGAAGUGCAACAAGUUGGUCUGUGCGGGCAGACUCGAUGUCGACAGCACAGGCUUAACUGUCUUUACACAGGACGGUCGCCUUGCGUCCCAGAUAGUCGGCCCUGGAAAGAGAGUGAGCAAAGAAUACUACGUCGAGGUCGAUCUGCCAGUCUCGGUUGGCGCGUUGACCCUUCUUCGUCACGGGCUUUCUCUCGACGGUCUCGAACUUCUCCCCGCCAAAGUUCGACUUCUCCCGCCUCUUCGUGACGCCUUCUUCGCGUCUCUGCCGCCCUCCGGAGUUUCGACUUCCGCCCCUAGUAGCCCGACAUCCCUGGCCUCUUACGCGUUUGCCGAGGAGAAGCGUGUGGGGAGCGCAGAAGACACGGGGGCCGAGGGGAAAGACGAGAGUGAAAUAUGGGUCGGAAGAACGACGCGUUUGUCCAUCGAACUCCUCGAAGGAAGACACAGACAAAUCCGGCGCAUGUGCGAACUCGUCGGCCUUCGCGUCUUGAAAAUACACAGAGUCAGAAUUGGAAAGAUCUCCCUUGGCGCCCUGCCUCAAGGACGAUGGCGGUUGCUUCUCCCCCACGAAUCCUUCGUGUAA